Belonocnema kinseyi is the source of this 1773-nucleotide messenger RNA. It is a transcript of the gene MICU3, whose product is annotated as calcium uptake protein 3, mitochondrial. Gene Ontology annotation, cellular component: uniplex complex. The coding region runs from base 24 to 1469 and encodes 481 amino acids. Lineage: Eukaryota; Metazoa; Arthropoda; Insecta; Hymenoptera; Cynipidae. The transcript is spliced from 11 exons. Gene Ontology annotation, molecular function: calcium ion binding. The record is from RefSeq and is a predicted model, not a curated record. Gene Ontology annotation, biological process: calcium import into the mitochondrion; mitochondrial calcium ion homeostasis.
CCGCCAGGACGUCACGAACAAAUAUGGCGACCCUCGCAAGUUUAGUUAGAAGACUCUCUCUUUUUUCGCGAGCUUUUCGCAAUGUCGCGCGAUCCCACAAAGUUUUUACAAGUGAGAGUGCCACAGGAAAAUUCAAAACAAGUAUCAGAUGGUUUGUCACCGGUUCGAUCGCUUUUAUUUUCACACACAAUUAUCGACUAGGCGCCACAGUCUACGCUCUCAAGUCGCGAAAGCAUGAGGAAGAUAUACAGAAAGCUGUCAGACUCACAAUGCGGGAGCGAAGAUUUAUCAAAUUCGCAUCUGUAGAGUUUGAUGGACAACUCUACAUGACACCUCAAGAUUUUCUUGACAGCGUUGUCGAAUCACAGCCAAGACCAAGACACAAAAGGCGUAUAUUAUCCGAGAAGGAACUUGAUGUCAUCAAAAACUCGACCCCCUCAAUGCGCCAUGGAAAUUCACACCUAUUUCGGAAUCUUCGAGACAAAGAACCUCAAAGUGGUUUUCGAAUUGCUUUUAAUAUGUUCGACACAGAUGGAAACGAGAGAGUCGAUAAAACAGAAUUUCUUGUGGUUCGACGACUGUUUGGUGGAACUCUGCAGGAGCGAGAACUCGACGAUCUUACAAAACGUGCUUUACGAGCCUUGGUCGCUCCAAGCGAAGACGCUCUGAAAGCGAAAGCAAAACUUCGUGAGACACAACAUGCCAAAGAAAAUGAAAAGUCAACUUCUUUUAUGGAGAAAAUUUUUAGUCUUGCCUGGAGAGGAAGACAAGGCGAGGAAACAAAAGAAAAUUUAAAUAACUCAACAGAGAAAAACAACACUCCAGAGGAAAUUCAGGGACAAUACAUCGAUGAUGAACAGGGUCUACAACGUCGCCAUGCAGUCGAUACAACGCUAAUGAUUCAUUUUUUUGGUCAAGAUGGCAAAAGUGAAUUAAAAUAUGAGGGCUUCAGACGUUUUAUGGAAAAUCUCCAGCACGAAGUAUUAGAAUUGGAAUUUCACGAAUUUAGCAAAGGCCAUGGCACAAUCUCAGAGAUGGAUUUUGCUAAAAUUCUGUUGAGAUACACUUAUCUCGAUACGGAUGAGUAUGAUAAAUACUUGGACAGAUUAUUGGAUCGUUCGAAUAAUACAUUGGGAAUAAAUUUCACGGAAUUUCAAGUAUUUUAUCAAUUUUUAAACAAUUUGGAGGAUUUUUCAAUCGCUAUGAGGAUGUACACUCUGGCAGAUCAACCAAUUUCCAAAGAUGAAUUUUCAAGAGCCGUAAAAAUUUGCACCGGAACUCAGGUAUCUUCUCACAUUAUUGAUACAGUAUUUGCAAUUUUUGAUGUUGAUGGAGACGGUCAGUUAUCGUACAAAGAAUUUAUAGCAAUUAUGAAGGAUAGACUUCACAGAGGAUUUAAGUCUCAAUCGAGAAAUGAAGGUUGGGAUGCGAUGAAGUAUUGCAUUCGGCAAGAAAUGAAAGCACCUUAAAAAUUUGCAACUUCUUUCUUCUUUUUAUAAACCUGAUCCUAUGGAUUGGCCAGUAUAAUAUUAAGUUUAUUAUUACUAAUUUUUUUUAAUGCUCGUUACAUGUUACCAGAAUUUUUUAAAAACUACUUUUGUGCAUUUAAAUAAUUGAAAUGGAUUACAUAGAAUUAAGGCAUUGUCGUUAAAGAAGUCCUACGAAGCUAUGAGAGAUUAUUAUAUUUAUUGCGACCUAAUUUAUUUCAAGAUAACGAAAAACGACUGUAUGUGAUAAAAGGCAGGAAGAAAUAAACAAUCGUUUAAAUUUUUA